Molecule: messenger RNA, 918 nt
Organism: Musa acuminata AAA Group (dessert banana)
Lineage: Eukaryota; Viridiplantae; Streptophyta; Magnoliopsida; Zingiberales; Musaceae
Product: protein DMP6-like
Exons: 1
Coding region: 201-836 (211 amino acids)
Biological process (GO): endomembrane system organization
Source: RefSeq, a predicted model, not a curated record
AUUCCAAGCUCUGUUCUGAUCUUAGUUGGAAGAGUCAAAUCCGUGAGACAGUUACACACGCCGCCUUUGUAGUCGUACAACCUUGCAAGUAAUUCCCAUCUUCACCUUCAUAUAGCUGCUCAUCUUCCACCUUCGACGAGCCAUUCAUCGUCACUGAGGGGUCGAGAGCUUCGGAGCAGAACGAGCCGUCCGUCCACGAAAUGGCGUCUAUUAUGAGGGAAGAGGAUCAGGAGAAGCAGCAGCAGCCCCUCCUCACUCCUCGUGGAUCUUCAUCAUCGGCUGAAGGGCAGAUGACAUCGUUGCAGAAGCUCCCGGGGCAGACGUACGAGAGCGCCGCCAACCUCGCCAAGUGCCUCCCCACCGGCACCGUGCUCGCUUUCCAAGUCCUCUCCCCCAUCCUCGCCGACGCCGGCCACUGCAUCAAAGCCAACCAGGUCAUGACCGCAUGCCUGGUGGCACUCUUCGGCCUCUCCUGCUUCAUCUUAAGCUUCACCGACAGCUUCCGCGACGAGACCACCGGCCGGGUGCGCUACGGUGUCGCCACCAUCAAGGGCCUGUGGGUCAUCGACUCCCUGAAGCCGCCCUCGCCGGAGCUUGCCGCCAAGUACAGGCUAAAGCUCAUCGACUUCAUGCAUGCUUCGGUGACGCUGUUGGUGUUUGCGGCGGUAGCCCUGUCGGACAAGAACGUGGCGUCCUGCUUCUACCACAUAGGUAGUGAGAACAGUAAGAAGUUGCUCGAGGCCCUUCCUGCAGUGAUCGGAUUUAUCGCCAGCACAGUGUGCGUUGCUUUUCCGAGCGCUCGCCACGGCAUCGGCUCUCCGGUCUCCGCCAUCUGAUGAUAUAUGUUGCCGGGUUUCGUUGACUUCUCCUACUUCUUCUGUUGGUGUUCAAAGUCAAUGGAUUCACAGUUGGUCGUUA